AAAGCCUGGCAAACACGAACUCCCCUCUGAGAGGGGCGGGAAAGGCGCGCGAAAUUUCGGAGAGGCGGCGGCGCGGCCUGCCUGCCCCGGUGUCGGCUUCCCCACAGCCUGGAGAGGGCGGGCGGCUGAGGAGAAGCGAGGCGAGGCUCCGGCGCGGGGCCUCCGCGGGCUUCCUGCUACGACGGGGCGGGGAUUUCCUGAGGAGUUUCGCGGCGCCUUGCUUCCCUUUCGCUUUUUGCACGCAAAGUCCGAGGGAAAAAGAAGUCUUUCUGAGGGGACGAGCCUCCUCCACCGGCACCGGCAUGGCGGGCUCGCUGCCGCCGGCCGCCCCUCUGCCCAUCCACCGUCUCGAGGAGCCGCUGCUGAGGAGGCUGAGCGGCUCUCUGGACCGGGCGGCUCCGGGCAGAGGCUGGAGGGACUUGGCGCAGCUGGCCGGCAGCCACCGCGGCGUGAAGCUGAGUUCCCUGGAAUUGGAACAGUGUUCUCUCCAAGUACUGGAGCCUGAAGGAAGUCCGAGCUGGAGUCUUCUUCAACUAAUGGGAGAGAGAGGUUGCACUGUGUUGGAGCUGACAGAAUUGCUGCAGGCCUUAGAACACACUGAGGCACUUCAGUGCCUCAACCCCCCAAGUAUAAUGAUAGUUGUAGAACCAGAAUCUCAAGCUGUUCUAUCUGGCCAAACAGUGAAGCUAAGCUGCUGGGCAGCUGGUUAUCCACUUCUUCAUUAUCAGUGGUUCAAAGAAAACAAAGCGGUUCCACGUGGCAAUACCCAAGAACUGGUGCUCAACCAAGUAAGUGCAGAGGAUGCUGGUUUUUACAUAUGCCGAGUAAACAGUGACUAUACUUACCAGUUCAGCCAGUGGGCACAGCUCGAUGUCUGCGAAAUCCAAGGAGCUUGCCAUGGAAACUGUCUGGAUUUACCUGAAAAGAAAAUACAUAUUUACAUCCAUCCACAGUGCCAAAACCUGCUAGUGGGGGAAACAUUGAGUCUUCAGUGCGGAGCUAUAGGAAUCCCUAUGCCACAAUAUCAGUGGUACAGAAAUGGAUCUCCACUGCCUAAUGGUGAUAAAAAGGUCUAUACGGUCUCCUGCAUAGACACCGAACACCAAGGUACAUAUUGGUGCCGUGUAUACAACAACCAAGACAAUCAAGAAAGCAGGAAGAUAAAAGUCGUUGUAGGUGGAAAAUCUAUUGCAGUAGAAUGCUCUGAAGAGGACUUAAGUGGCCUUGGAGGGCCUGAUCUUAAAGAACCGUUGUCUGAAAGGCAAUUUGCGGUAGACAAAGUAGCGCUGCUGAUGGGAAACAUGAGCUAUUAUAAUCAUCCUAAGCUCAAGGCUCCAUUAGUGGAUGUUUAUGAGCUGACCAACUUGCUGAGGCAACUGGACUUCAAAGUGGUUUCUUUGCUGGAUCUUACUGAACCUGAGAUGCGGAAUGCGGUAGAUGAGUUCUUAUUGCUGCUGGACAAAGGAGUAUACGGGCUAUUAUAUUAUGCUGGCCAUGGCUACGAAAACUAUGGUAAUAGUUUUAUGGUUCCUAUAGAUGCCCCAAAUCCCUAUCGAGCCGCAAACUGUCUGUGUGUACAAAAUAUUCUCAAACGGAUGCAAGAAAAGGAUACUGGCCUCAAUGUAUUUUUACUGGAUAUGUGCAGGAAAAGGAAUGAAUAUGAUAAUACCGUCCUCAUCUUGGAUGCCCUGAAGGUUACAGCUAACAUUGUUUUUGGAUACGCCACGUGCCAAGGAGCGGAAGCUUUUGAAAUUCAGCAGUCUGGCUUAGCCAAUGGGAUUUUCAUGAAGUUCUUGAAGGAACGCUUGUUGGAGGACAAGAAAAUUACUGUGCUGCUGGAUGGUGUAGCAGAAGAUAUGGGCAAGUGUCACCUUACCAAAGGCAAGCAGGCUUUGGAGAUUCGCAGCAGCUUAUCUGAGAAGAGAGCAUUAACUGAUCCUGUUCAGCAAACAGUAGCGUCGGCAGAGUCAUUAGCGCGGAAUCUGCAGUGGGCAAAAGCUCACGAACUUCCUGAAAGCAUGUGCCUUCAGUUUGCCUGCGGUGUUCAAAUUCAGCUGGGUUUUGCAGCAGAAUUCUCCAAUGUCCUGAUUGUCUACACAAGCAUAGUAAAGAAGCCUUCUGAAAUCACUGUUUGCAAAGCUUACGUUACAGAUUUCCCCCUCGACUUGGAUGUCGACCCCAAAGGGGCAAACAAGGGGACUCCUGAGGAAACUGGAAGCUACUUGCUGUCAAAGGACUUGCCAAAACAUUGUCUCUACACUCGAAUAAGUUCUCUGCAGAAGCUAAAGGAAGACUUAACCUUCACAGUUUGCCUGCACUAUGAAUACGCAGGAGUAGAUGAUGUUGUGGAUGAAAGGAAGGUGGUUAACAUUGGCAAGCCGCUCAUUGCGAGACUGCGCAUUCAUCAAGGAUACAGAAAGAAUAGUUGUUUCCACAGCUUCUGCGGGCCUGACGGGCCUUGUUUCGCCCACUCGCCUGGUGCAGAGGCAGCUGGAUAUAGCCCCUCUCAUCACACUCACCAGCCACAUUGUUAUACAGGUUUCCCCCAGCAAAGCCCUGCUCACUCAGGAAGUGUUUUGCAACCGGUGAGAUGCCAGUGCAAUAUGUCUCCAAACAGGUUGGUCGCAUGGACACCAACCUGGUCGUAUCCAUCCAAUUCGAACCAAAGCAACGUACCUGUGGAGACGACAGAUGAACUGGAAUCUGAUUUCUCAGGAAGCUUGAGGCUGUCUCAUCAACAGUAGUCGAAGCUUCUGUGUGGCAGUUUAGCGGCAACAUUCCUCAGGCAGCGAUUUGCAGUGCUGCUUGUGUAUCUUGGAUUUUGGGGAAAGGGCAUUAAUAGGUCUCAUUGAAUUAUUUAGCCAGGACCCCAAGUUGUUGGGAUUAUGAGUUGGCACAUAGGUACUUAAGAAAUCUUCUUGGACCACAGGAAAUUCCCAGUUAUUUUCCCUGAUAAGGAAACUGCAGGGCAUGUUGCAAUACAGUAGUAAGAAAGAGUCUGAUUGACUUCAAGCCCAGCUAUUUAUCAUGGGAGAGUAUGUGUACAGUAUUCUCUUUUAACAUGUUGAAAACAAUUGGAACUGCAACAAAAUGUUGCAGUGUGACGACGGUCUGCCUGUCCAGACUUCCAGCAUUUCUACCCCCCCCAAACAUUUUCCACCCUCUGCUCCCUAACAGUCAGCAUUCCAUGAGGCAUUGAGCACGUAUAGUCCUGUAUUGGGUGGGGGGCUCACUCCCUUGGCGUUUUCACCUCUAGAAAUUUUUUCUAUACAAACUUUGGGGUUCCUCAAGUCUACUCAUACCAUCUGCAUGGUGCUGCUGCUUUGGCUACAUAAGCAAUGACAUAGCCUGAGCACUGGAAGUAGAGCAGUGGUUGCUAGACACUCCCCCGCCCCCGGGGAUCACUUGGAAAAUGCUGACGGUUUUGGUGAACUACAUAAUGAUUUUUCUGCCCAUGAUUUUUAGUUGUAUUUUUAUUGUUUCUUUUAUUUCUUCCGCAGGCAACCCCCGAUUUGCACGGGGGUUGUCUUCCUGCCCCUCUCCCCACCAAUACGUCAACAGAGUUUGCAUAAGGCAUAAGCCCACCCCAUUGUACCCCUGAUCUGCCCUCAUGUUCUGCGUAAUUGAACAUGUGCAAAAUGGUCACUGCCUGUUGCUCUUUUUUUGUAUUAGCAACUUGCAUCCAAGUUGCAAUCAAUACAAUAAGAAAUGAAAUGCAAGAAAAAUGCAGUUAAAAAGCAAUUUGCAUAUUUAAUAUAAACAUUCCAUGGACCACCUGAGUAAAGCUCAUGGACCACUGGUGGCCCACCAACCAGAAGUGUGGGGACCUCCUGACAGAGAGGGGAUGAUUUUGGAGGAUGGCAGGAUACCACUGGGUAUCUGGUGCUUUCCCUACAUGUCUAGAUGAAUGCAUGGGAAC
This is a messenger RNA of Podarcis raffonei (Aeolian wall lizard), 3919 nucleotides long. It is a transcript of the gene MALT1, whose product is annotated as MALT1 paracaspase. The transcript has 17 exons. The coding region runs from base 303 to 2744 and encodes 813 amino acids. Gene Ontology annotation, biological process: proteolysis. NCBI's taxonomy places the organism in Eukaryota, Metazoa, Chordata, Lepidosauria, Squamata, Lacertidae. The record is from RefSeq and is a predicted model, not a curated record. Gene Ontology annotation, molecular function: cysteine-type endopeptidase activity.